Molecule: messenger RNA, 1277 nt
Organism: Coregonus clupeaformis (lake whitefish)
Lineage: Eukaryota; Metazoa; Chordata; Actinopteri; Salmoniformes; Salmonidae
Product: peroxiredoxin-6
Exons: 5
Coding region: 243-914 (223 amino acids)
Biological process (GO): cellular oxidant detoxification; cell redox homeostasis
Cellular component (GO): cytosol; mitochondrion
Molecular function (GO): peroxiredoxin activity
Source: RefSeq, a predicted model, not a curated record
UGGACAGGUGUAAAGAACACGUGUAACAUUUACUUUUGACACUUGAAAAAAGCAAGUGAAAAAUUAUCAUAACAAACGUUCAAAUCACCUGUAAACGCACACUGGACAGGUUUUAAAAAAUCACGUGUACAAAAAAAUGACAUUUGAAACUUGAAAAAUGAUCAUUAUAAGUGUUAAGACGUGUUCCGGGUAAGACGAUUUGAACCUGCUGUCAUUGGAGCGCGCGCCUUUUCAUUGCAACCAUGCCUGGACUACUGCUCGGAGAUGUGUUUCCUAAUUUUGAGGCCGAAACCACUAACGGCCAAAUUAAAUUCCAUGAUUUUUUGGGUGACUCCUGGGGUAUCCUGUUCUCCCACCCCCGUGACUACACCCCUGUCUGCACCACAGAGCUGGGCCGAGCAGCCAAACUCAGCGGCGAGUUCAGCAGGCGCAACGUGAAGAUGAUCGCCCUGUCCAUUGACAGUCUGGAGGAUCACCGUGGCUGGACCAAGGACAUCCUGGCCUACAACAAUGAGGAGUCUGGCUGUGAGUUCCCCUUCCCCAUCAUAGCAGACAGUCAGAGGGAGCUGGCAGUGGCCCUGGGCAUGCUGGAUCCAGAUGAGAAGGACAAGGAAGGCAUGCCCCUCACUGCCCGCUGUGUUUUUGUGAUUGGCCAAGACAAGAAGCUGAAGCUGUCCCUGCUCUACCCUGCCACAACGGGGCGUAACUUUGAUGAGAUCCUGAGAGUGGUCGACUCCCUGCAGCUCACAGCAAAGAACCGGGUGGCCACCCCUGCUGACUGGCAGCCUGGCGAGCGUGUGAUGGUUCCUCCAAACAUCCCUGAGGAGGAGGCAGCAGCCAUGUUCACUGCAGGGAUCUACUCCAAAGAGCUACCCUCAGGAAGGAAGUACCUGCGCUACACACCACAGCCAUGAGGGGCAGCAGAGGAUCACACCUAUAGUCACACAGUCUCCCACAGAACCACAGAGGGAGAUUGCCAUUCUCUUUAUGAUGGUGGAGUGCUGAUCAUAUCACAGAUUGACUGGUAGCAUUUUGCUGAUACUAUGGACUCAGGACGUGGUCAUGUCGCACAUGUUGUAGUACUGGCAUGUUCAAAGACACAUAGCUAGACAAGUUGGCCAGAUUCAGCAAAUCCAUAAAUACUGACAACUUGAUUUAUGGAGUUGAAUGUGCAGUUGUCAGGUUUAAGAUGUAUUAAAUACCUUGGACAGGUGUGCUGCCAUACUUCUAAUCGUGAGACCAUGAAUAAAACGCCUUCAACGGCAACACAGCCUUUA